This is a messenger RNA of Pongo pygmaeus (Bornean orangutan), 2538 nucleotides long. It is a transcript of the gene TBL2, whose product is annotated as transducin beta like 2. Gene Ontology annotation, biological process: endoplasmic reticulum unfolded protein response. The record is from RefSeq and is a predicted model, not a curated record. Lineage: Eukaryota; Metazoa; Chordata; Mammalia; Primates; Hominidae. The transcript has 7 exons. Bases 373 to 1716 code for a protein of 447 amino acids. Gene Ontology annotation, cellular component: endoplasmic reticulum. Gene Ontology annotation, molecular function: protein binding.
CUCUAACCCAAGCUCCGCCCCUCGACUUGCUCUAAUAACCAGGCUCCGCUCCUCGAGAUGCUCUAACGGCCAGGCCCCGCCUUCAAAGCUCUCUAAUAACCAGGCCCCGCCCCUCGAAGAGCGCUAACAGCCAGGCCCCGCCCCUCGAGCGCCCCAACAGCCGGGCCCCACCCCUUGAGGCGCUCUAACGGCCAGGCCCCGCCCUGAAGGCGUUGUAACAACCAGGCUCCGCCCCCAGGCGCUCUAACGGCCCUGCCCCGCCGCUUGAGGGGCCCCAACGGCUAGGCCCCGCCCCCGCGUGCGUGCGCGGCCCCGCAGAGCCGUGCGGGCGUCCGCGUACUCACUGGCUGAGGUGGCAGUGGCUCCACCAACAUGGAGCUUUCGCAGAUGACGGAGCUCAUGGGGCUGUCGGUGUUGCUUGGGCUGCUGGCCCUGAUGGCGACGGCGGCGGUAGCGCGGGGGUGGCUGCGCGCGGGGGAGGAGAGGAGCGGUCGGCCGGCCUGCCAAAAAGCAAAUGGAUUUCCACCUGACAAAUCCUCGGGAUCCAAGAAGCAGAAACAGUAUCAGCGGAUUCGGAAGGAGAAGCCUCAACAACACAACUUCACCCACCGCCUCCUGGCUGCAGCUCUGAAGAGCCACAGCGGGAACAUAUCUUGCAUGGACUUUAGCAGCAAUGGCAAAUACCUGGCCACCUGUGCAGAUGAUCGCACCAUCCGCAUCUGGAGCACCAAGGACUUCCUGCAGCGAGAGCACCGCAGCAUGAGAGCCAACGUGGAGCUGGAUCACGCCACCCUGGUGCGCUUCAGCCCUGACUGCAGAGCCUUCAUCGUCUGGCUGGCCAACGGGGACACCCUCCGUGUCUUCAAGAUGACCAAGCGGGAGGAUGGGGGCUAUACCUUCACAGCCACCCCAGAGGACUUCCCUAAAAAGCACAAGGCGCCUGUCAUCGACAUUGGCAUUGCUAACACAGGGAAGUUUAUCAUGACUGCCUCCAGUGACACCACUGUCCUCAUCUGGAGCCUGAAGGGUCAAGUGCUGUCUACCAUCAACACCAACCAGAUGAACAACACACACGCUGCUGUAUCUCCCUGUGGCAGAUUUGUAGCCUCAUGUGGCUUCACCCCGGAUGUGAAGGUUUGGGAAGUCUGCUUUGGAAAGAAGGGGGAGUUCCAGGAGGUGGUGCGAGCCUUCGAACUAAAGGGCCACUCUGCGGCUGUGCACUCGUUUGCUUUCUCCAACGACUCGCGGAGGAUGGCUUCUGUCUCCAAGGAUGGUACAUGGAAACUGUGGGACACAAAUGUGGAAUACAAGAAGCAGCAGGACCCCUACUUGCUGAAGACAGGCCGCUUUGAAGAGGCGGCGAGCGCCGCGCCGUGCCGCCUGGCCCUCUCCCCCAAUGCCCAGGUCUUGGCCUUGGCCAGUGGCAGUAGUAUUCAUCUCUACAAUACCCGGCGGGGCGAGAAGGAGGAGUGCUUUGAGCGGGUCCAUGGCGAGUGUAUCGCCAACUUGUCCUUUGACAUCACUGGCCGCUUUCUGGCCUCCUGUGGAGACCGAGCGGUGCGGCUCUUUCACAACACUCCUGGCCACCGGGCCAUGGUGGAGGAGAUGCAGGGCCACCUGAAGCGGGCCUCCAACGACAGCACCCGCCAGAGGCUGCAGCAGCAGCUGACCCAGGCCCAAGAGACCCUGAAGAGCCUGGGUGCCCUGAAGAAGUGACUCUGGGAGGGCCCGGCGCAGAGGAUUGAGGAGGAGGGAUCUGGCCUCCUCAUGGCGCUGCUGCCACCUUUACUUCCAGGUGGAAGCCUUUCAGAAGACGUCUCCUGGUUUUCUUACUGGUGGCCCCGCUUCUUCCCAUUGAAACUACUCUUGUCUACUUAGGUCUGUCUCUUCUUGCUGGCUGUGACUCCUCCCCGACUAGUGGCCAAGGUGCUUUUCUUCCUCCCAGGCCCAGUGGGUGGAAUCUGUCCCCACCCAGCACUGAGGAGAAUGGUAGAGAGGAAAGGAGAGAGAGAGAACAUGAUUUUUGGCCUUGUGGCAGCACAUCCUCACACCCAAAGAAGGUUGUAAAUGUUCCAGAACAACCUAGAGAACACCUGAGUACUAAGCAGCAGUUGUGCAAGGAUGGGAGACUGGGAUAGCUUCCCAUCACAGAACUGUGUUCCAUCAAAAAUAUACUAAGGGAUUUCCUUCUGGGCCUCAGUUCUAUUUGUAAGAUGGAGAAUAAUCCUCUCUGUGAACUCCUUGCAAAGAUGAUGUGAGGCUGAGAGUAUCAAGUCCCUAGGUCUGGAAGAAAAGUGGAAAAGAGUAGUACUAUUGUCCAAUGUCAUGAAAGUGGUAAAAGUGGGAACCAGUGUGCUUUGAAACCAAAUUAGAAACACAUUCCUUGGGAAGGCAAAGUUUUCUGGGACUUGGUCAUACAUUUUAUAUGGUUGGGACUCCUCUCUUCAGGAGAUGAAGAGAGCUCUUUUCAGUUCAUCAAGUUCAUCAGAUGUUUGAGUGCCUACUCUGUGCCCAAAUAAAUAUGAGCUGGGGAUUAAA